GAAUCCAACGCAGCUUUCGUGGUUCAGCCCGCUGGCAUGGAUUUUGGCAAAGCCGUCGGGACGGCAUGCGCCACAUUCGCCGUCACCAACAUUGACGACAUCUUCGUCCUGGUCACCUUUUUUGCAGAGUCAUCCACCAGCAAGACCCUCACGCCGCUCAGGAUCACCAUCGGUCAAUAUGUCGGAUUCACGGCCAUUAUCAUCGUCAGUAUGAUCGGCUUCGGUGCCGCGUUCCUGCUUCCCACCGAGCCUAUUGGAUUUCUGGGUCUGCUGCCCAUUCUCCUCGGAGUAUGGUGGUUAUCUGCUCGUAUUUUCCCAGGCGGAGACGACGACGACGACGAUCCCAGUCUUCCUGAUGACGCUGCUGGAGCCUCCACCAGAGUCGGGAUUUUCACCAUCGUCGGGAUCAAGAGCAUCCUCAAGGUGGCGAGCAUCACGGUGAUAAACGGAGCAGACAACAUCAGCACGUACAUUCCGCUUUUUUCCCAAGCAAAGGGGGCAGAGGUGGCGGUGUACGUCGUCACGUACUACAUCCUCCUCGGGGUGUGGUGCCUGGCUGCCUUCUUGAUCAUGAAGCAGAGGCACAUUCUCCGUAUAGCGCAAAAGUACGCGAGCAUAGCAGUGCCUUUUCUUUACAUGGGCCUCGGCAUUUUCAUCAUCGUCGAGUCGGAGUGCUACCCGUGGUCGAUUGAGCGCAUAGACGACGGAUUGGCGGCGCACCCGGGCAGGAUCAUCAUGGGAGUGGUGACGACAGUUGUCCUCUUGUGUUGCAUUGGCGCAAUGUUGUGGAUGAGAUGGCGAAAGAGAGCUCAGACCCAGCCGGAAGCUGAAGGCUUGGAACAAGCGGCUUCUGAAGUUGGUCCGGUGGCAUCUAGCGAGCAGCAGCUGGCACAAAAUGGAAAGGGAGAAUCCUCGAGACCUCCCAAGGUUGACGGCACCGAUGAAGUCGCGUCAAAGUCACCGGUCUAG
Molecule: messenger RNA, 969 nt
Organism: Pyricularia oryzae 70-15
Lineage: Eukaryota; Fungi; Ascomycota; Sordariomycetes; Magnaporthales; Pyriculariaceae
Exons: 2
Coding region: 37-969 (310 amino acids)
Source: RefSeq, a predicted model, not a curated record